Messenger RNA from Oryzias melastigma (Indian medaka), 6293 nucleotides. RefSeq names its product tubulin, gamma complex associated protein 6 (gene tubgcp6). Gene Ontology annotation, cellular component: centrosome; equatorial microtubule organizing center; gamma-tubulin complex. Lineage: Eukaryota; Metazoa; Chordata; Actinopteri; Beloniformes; Adrianichthyidae. Gene Ontology annotation, molecular function: gamma-tubulin binding; microtubule minus-end binding. Gene Ontology annotation, biological process: microtubule nucleation; mitotic cell cycle; meiotic cell cycle. The record is from RefSeq and is a predicted model, not a curated record.
CCCAUAAGCAGGAAGAGGGAAGGUUCUUGUAUCCGCGGCAGAUUAUCGAAGAUGAAUGAGUGAGCUAGCUUAGUUUAAAUUGUCACGGCAUAUACAUAUAUUCAUGCAUGCUGAAAGAAGAGGAACCAACAUAGUAAAAAAAGUCGUUUAGGCUACGUUUUAAUUUUUCUUUGGAGUGAUGUAUUCUCUGCCCAAACGGAACCAUCAAGGAAAGCCACUCAGGGGUUGCUAAAAACAAACAUUAGCAUGCUGCUGGAUGGGCUGCAUGAAGCACUCGAGCUUCUCCGUGCCACCAUGUAUUUGAGUUCUAACACCCGUUCAAAGCCCGGCCCCAACAGCAGCAGCAUCACUGAGCUGCUCGGCGCUCUGUGUGACUGCAGCCUCUCCGGGGUGUCAUGGAAGCGCCGGGCUGUGGGGGGAGUCUCCAGAGAGAGCUUUCACAGAGCUCUCAAGAAGCGUGCCUACGGUGCCCUGCUGUCAAAAGUCUUUCAAGAUGGCACCAAAGGCUCCCCGCCGGGACAAAGCGCAACAAGCAGCACGCCACCCAGAAACAAAGUCCUGAUGAUGUGUUUUGACCUGCGCGUGGCGGGGUGCAGAGAGGAAGCAGAAGCUUUGGAGGAGCAGCUGGGAAGGCUGCCCGAUGGAGCUUCCUCUGAUCUAAAAGAAGUGGAUGCCGUCCUUGAACUUCUGGUCUUUCUCGCUGGUUCUGCACCUCCACCCACUGCCUCCUUUAACAGGGAUUACAUGAGGCGAGAAAGGCCUGUGCUGCGGAGACCUCAACCCUGGAGUUAUCAAAGUGAGGAGCUGCAGAGACUCGAGGCCCGAGCGUGGGGUUUGGUUUGUGGGGAGGAGUGGGGCACUCUGGAGAGUCUCUGUGUGGCUCAGAGGCUGAUGGAUGCUCCGCCCGGGACGGGGCUGUUGGCUCUGAGAACUAAACUUGAUGCAGAAGAAAAGUUUGAGAAGGAGACCAGAAUGUCUCUGUUUGGAGCCCUUCAGCACACACGCACAUCCGACAUGGACAUAAGACUGGACAUACCUCCUGUUCCCAGUAAUGUUGACGUUACUGGGCUGGCUAUUAGGGUUCCCCACUGCUUGGAUCAGUCAGAGGAUGAAGGCUUUCAGUCUGCUUCAAAUCUGACCCCAGAUUCUCAGUCCGAGGCGAGCCCUGUUCCAGACUUUGAUCUUUGGGAGGCUCUUCGCACCUUUGAGCCUGAAAGACGGCGCUGCUGGGAGUCUAUUGGCUGUCCACCAGGAAAACGCGACUCCCUCUACCUAACCGAAGGAGGCAGGGAGGCUUUUGACCAGCUGUAUCGGCUAUGGGAGGGGCAAAUGAGGGUAGUGAGCACGAAUACACCUUCUCCCGUCCUCCCGCUGCCUCUGGACUCUCAGACGCAAUUGGUGUCUGACCUCCUUAAUGUCCUGAUUGGAGUGGCGUCCAGCACCUUUCCUCUCAACCAGAAUGUUCAGUUUGACGUCAGACCUGGCGUCUGCAUCUCAGGAGCUUCUCCGGAGAGCGUGUCUCGUCUCUUGGGAGAAUUAGCCCAGUAUGGCACAUACUACCUGAGGCUUAGCCGCUUCUCUCUGCAGAGCGCUGACAAGAGGGGCCUCGUCUUCCAGGCUUUCACCGGAGGACUGAGAAAGUACCUGCAUUACUACAGGGCUUGUGUUCUUAGCACUCCGCCCACUCUCAACCUGUUGACCAUCAGCUUUCUCUUCCGCAAAGUGGGCCGCCAACUCAGGUACCUGUCAGAGCUGUGCUGUGUCGACGGGCUUUUGGGUGCUGGCCAAGCCACCUUUCCUGUGGGAAUUAAACUGCUGUCCUACCUGUACAACGAAGCCCAGAAUAACUGCAGCAACGAAAACUAUCCCGUCCUGCUGUCACUGCUGAAGAGCAGCUGCGCGCCUUACACGCGGUUUGUUUCUGACUGGGUUUACAACGGCGUUUUUCGAGAUGUUUAUGGUGAAUUCAUGAUCCAGGUCAACGAAGAAUACCUCAACUUUAGGGACAAACACUUCUGGAUCCAAGGCUACACUCUGAUCUCAAAGGAUGUAGAGGAAUGUGUGCCAAUUUUCCUGAAACACAUUGCCAACGACGUGUACGUCUGUGGAAAGACCAUCAACCUCCUCAAAAUCUGCUGUCCACAGCACUACAUCUGCUGGUCGGAGCUGCCAGCACCCCGCAUCGCUGUCACCUUCUCCCUGCAGGAGGUGGAGGAGAUUGAGAGGGAGUGCGCAGUGUAUCGCGGACGCAUGGAAAGGAUCGCUAAGCACAGUGCCGUUAGCCGGGAGGAGCAAGCUCUACGAACAGAAAAAGCCCGCCAAGAGCUGAUCAAUCAGGUCAGAGAGUGUGCAGCCAAAACCCUGGAGAGCAUUCGUGGGCGUCAAGUGUCACUACGGCUGGCUGAGGAGGCCAAAAAAAGGGAGCGCUUUGAGGAGCUGAAGCAGCACUUGGAGCAAGAGCAAGAGUGGCGAAAUGCAGCCAAAAAGAAGCAGGAGGCGGACGACUUCAGCUUUACCAGAGAGCUGAGAGACAGAGAAAAGAGGCUACAAGCUCUGGAGGAGCAGCUGGAGCAGAGAGCCAGAAAAGAGCUGAUUGCUCAGUACAGCCGUCUGUCAGAAGAAGCAGCUCUCCGAGAGAGACGGGCGCUGUGGAGAGUGCAGCGAAUGAGACUGGAUGACGCCCGCACUCAGUUCUUCAUGGUUGACAGGCAGAAAAUACAGGCGAUACUGGAGAAAUAUCCUUUAGGCAAAGAACGACCCCCGACAGAGGAACUGCAGCCCAUCCCCCUUCCACAACAAACAAUGAAAUGUCCAACUCAGGAGGAACCAUCAGAGGAGGCUCAAAACACUGAAGUGGAGUCCCCUCCACGAGAUCCAAAUACGUCUUUUGGUCUCAUCCCCGAAGAGUUCAAUGACUCGGACCCUAACUCACUAAAGCCAGACAGUCAGCAAGUGGAUAAAGCCCUAGAGAUCAUUGGGUCUGAACUACCUCAAGCCUUACCCUGUGCACAGCUCAUAGACUAUGACUUUAGUGCCCCCUUUAGUCCACUUGAGGGUAUCAUUGGUCAAACCACAAUCCAGGCAAGGCCACGUUGGGGACCGGCAGUCCUGCCUAAAAUGUUGCAAAGCCAGAUAGCCCCUGAAGAAAACUUUCUUCAUCAAGUUCAAGAGGACAACCCCAAACCCAGCCCCUUUGGGCAUCCCUCUCAGUCCAGCUUCGUUUUGGGGCAGUACACACCAGAAGAACCCCAGAGAACCACUGCUCUUGGACAUCGUGCACUCACCUCAGUUCAACAAGUAGAUGGAAUCGGCUUAGAGGCAGAGGAACCUGCUUUCAAACCAAAAGAAGAUGGAAAUGUGAAAAGUUCACCAGAUGGAAAGGAAGAUGAGUGUCAAUCUGUUACAACUGAGAAAAGCGAUGCAGCAGAAGGUCCUACUGUGACAGUGGAGGAAAACGGCAACGAUCAAGGUGAUGGCAGACAACAGUUAGGUCUUUCUGAGGAUGGAGUUGAGCCAGAUGGACUAAACACUCUGAGCUCAGGAGCUCUCGAUACAGCUUCUGACAAUCUCUUACCUCGUCAAAGUCUUGUUUUAGACGAUAAAGUCCCUCAACCCUCGACGAACAUUCCUAGCCACCCGUCUGAUGCUCACAUCAAAGUUGGACAGUAUGUUCCUGAAGUGGAGGUUCUGGCUCCAUCUUCAAAAGCUCAUCAUCAUUCAUCCGACUCCCAUAUCAAAAUUGGAGAACAUGUUUCAGAAGUCGACACCCCUCCCCCAACCUCCAGCAUGUACGGACACUCUUCCGAUUCUCACAUCAAAAUAGGGGAAAACGUUUCUGAGUUUGUCCCGCUGGUUCCUGCUCCGAAUAUCCACGGCCACGUGUCCGAUGCCCACAUCCUCAUUGGGGAGCUGGUGUCGGACGUGGUAGCGCCUGCGCCUUUGCCCAGUAUUCACGGCCAUAGUUCAGACGCUCACAUUAAAGUGGGUGAAAACGUCGCAGACGUCGUCACUCUUCGUCCUGUUCCCAGCAUUCAUGGUCACUCUUCAGACGCUAACAUAAAAGUUGGCGAGUUUGUGUCCAACGUUGCAGAAAGUCGACCUCGAUGGAGUAAGCACGGUCACGCCUCGGACUGCGCCCUCCAGCCGGGAUGCGUGGUGUCCGGAGCAGAAGCGCCUCAGCAGCCCUUACCUGGAAGCUCUUACGGCCACUCGUCCGACUCCAUACUAGGCGUCGGAUGUGUUGUUUCAGGACACGAACCAAAGCCGUCUCCUUUACCUGGCAGCGAGCACGGCCAUUCAUCGGACUCAAAUUUAGGCACUGGCUGCAUCGUCUCCAAAACAGAACCGCCGCCGUCACAGCUACCUGGAAGCUCUUACGGCCACUCGUCCGACUCCAUACUAGGCGUUGGAUGUGUUGUUUCAGGACAUGAACAGAAGCCGUCUCCUUUACCUGGCAGCGAGCAUGGCCAUUCAUCGGACUCAAAUUUAGGCACCGGCUGCAUCGUCUCCAAAACAGAACCGCCGCCGUCACAGCUACCUGGCAGCGCAUACGGUCACUCGUCGGAUUCAAACCUGGGAGUCGGGUGUGUGGUCUUGGGAGCAGAGCAGCCGCUCGCCGUACUUCCCGGCAGCACGUACGGCCACUCAUCUGACUCUUCACUCGGAGUGGGCUGUGUGGUGAAAGAAAAAGACGACGGACAUCUGAAAAAGUCAAUGGAGGAGGACGGCAAAGGCAUCGGCUGCGAGCAGCUUGAAGAAAACACGUCCCAUGUGUUGGGUGUGAAGUCGUCCUCCGGUGAAAGCUACGAGGAGGAAUACAUCUCGGCGUUGUCUUCUCAUUACCAGGUGGAACACUAUGAGGACUUUUACAACUUUUUGGACCUGUCUCCAGAGAGCCAUCUGCUGAAGCAGGUAACUCGGGGCCCAUGGGGUCUUCCUAUGGAGCCCACGCUCCGCAGAGCCACAGACUCCACAUCUAUCCAGCAGAGUGAAAUGGUUUCACUGCCCGUGCUGAUAAAACACUCGGUCACUGCCCCACUCAUCACACACGUGUCUUUGGUGAAUAAAGCUGUGGUGGACUACUUCUUUGUGGAAAUAGGUGUGGAAAAGCACUUUGAGGUUCUGCGCCACUUCUUGCUGAUGGAAGAUGGCGAGUUUGCACAGUCGCUCAGCGAUCUGCUCUUUGAAAAGAUGGUCAGUGGUCAGACACCUGGCGAGCUGCUCACCCCUCUGGUCCUCAACUCCAUCCUCAGUAAGGCGCUGCAGUACAGCUUACACGGGGACACGCCUUUAGCCGCAAACUUUACGUUUGCCCUCCGCUUCCUUCCGGAGACCUUCCACCCCCACGCGCCCGACUCUCUGAACUGUCUGGAGCUGCGCUACAAGGUGGACUGGCCUUUGAAUAUCAUCAUCACUGACAGCUGCAUGAACAAGUACAACCGCUUGUUUUCGUUCCUGCUGCAGCUCAAACACAUGGUGUGGAGCCUCCGGGACGUCUGGUUUCACCUCAAGAGGACAGCUCUGGUGAAAGGCGCCGGCCGCUCCGUGCAGUUCCGCCAGCUGCAGCUGUACCGCCACGAGAUGCAGCAUUUCGUCAAAGUCAUUCAGGGCUACAUCGCUAACCAGAUCCUGCAAGUGUCCUGGAGUGAGUUCACUGCCAAGCUGGCCACCGUCAAUGACCUGGAUGCCAUCCACCGCACACAUGCAGACUACCUCAACAGAGCCAUCUUCAGGGGUCUUCUGACAGACAAAGCAGCCCCCGUCAUGAACAUCAUUCACAGCAUCUUUAGUCUGAUCCUCAAGUUUCGGGCUCAGCUAAUUGCACAGCCGUGGGACAACCAGCAGGGGGAGGCGGUGCAUCCCAGCUUCAUUGCCAUGCAGCAGUCAUACAACACCUUCAAGUAUUACUCCCACUUCCUUUUUAAAGUGGUUACAAAGCUGGUGAACAGAGGAUAUCAGCCGCAUUUGGAGGAUUUUCUGCUGCGAAUUAAUUUCAAUAACUACUACAAAGACUCCUGAGUGGGGUGCUAGUCUGCAUGUUUUAGUCAAGUGUCCAAUUUCCCGUUGUACUUUCUGUCACCUUCACGUGAGUAUUUUUCCAAUUCCACCUGCACUUUCAUAAGAAGGAGAAUUUGAAUUUAGCUUUGAGCAAUCCUAAGGCUUAUUAUCCGUAAAUGUGUGCCUACAACCAUCUGUAUUUUAGUAAAAUGAAAUGUUUUUGUGUGAAUACAACGUACUCUGUAAAUAAAGUUCUCUGCUCUGAAGUGAUAAAAACAAAAACAUUUACACCAAUA